Capsella rubella is the source of this 1594-nucleotide messenger RNA. Its product is annotated as AT-hook motif nuclear-localized protein 26. NCBI's taxonomy places the organism in Eukaryota, Viridiplantae, Streptophyta, Magnoliopsida, Brassicales, Brassicaceae. The coding region runs from base 147 to 1169 and encodes 340 amino acids. Gene Ontology annotation, biological process: vegetative to reproductive phase transition of meristem. Gene Ontology annotation, cellular component: nucleus. The transcript has a single exon. Gene Ontology annotation, molecular function: minor groove of adenine-thymine-rich DNA binding; DNA-binding transcription factor activity. The record is from RefSeq and is a predicted model, not a curated record.
GAAGAAGAAAACUCCAGCUUGAUAUUUGUUGUGAAAACAUUAUUAUUUCUUUUCCUCUUCUCUCUAUCUAGAGUACCACUCUCUCUUAAUUAGGUCAAUAUCAAUUCUCAUCUCUCUUCCUCUCAUCGAUCAAUCUCACACAUAGAAUGGAUCCAGUUCAAUCUCAUGGAUCACAAAGCUCUCUCCCUCCUCCUUUCCACGCUAGAGACUUCCAAUUACAUCUUCAACAACAACAACAUCAACAGCAACAACAACAACAACAGUUCUUUCUCCACCAUCAUCAACAACCACAAAGAAACCCUGACCAAGAUCACGAGCAGCAAGGAGGGUCACUAAUGAAUCGAUCUAUAAAGAUGGAUCGUGAAGAGACAAGCGACAACAUGGACAACAUGGGAAACAACAACAGUGGUAGCGAAGGUAAAGAGAUGAGUUUACACGGCGGAGAAGGAGGAAGCGGUGGUGGAGGAAGCGGAGAACAGAUGACAAGAAGACCAAGAGGAAGACCAGCUGGAUCCAAGAACAAACCUAAAGCUCCAAUAAUUAUUACAAGAGACAGCGCAAACGCGCUUCGAACUCAUGUCAUGGAGAUUGGAGAUGGAUGUGACAUAGUUGACUGUAUGGCUACGUUCGCUAGACGCCGUCAAAGAGGCGUUUGCGUUAUGAGCGGUACAGGAAACGUUAAUAACGUCACUAUACGUCAGCCCGGGUCACCAGCUGGCUCGGUGGUUAGCCUCCACGGCCGAUUUGAAAUCCUUUCUCUUUCCGGAUCUUUCUUGCCGCCGCCUGCCCCUCCUGCAGCCACGGGACUAAGUGUUUACCUAGCCGGAGGACAAGGGCAGGUCGUUGGAGGUAGUGUAGUAGGACCUUUGUUGUGUUCAGGUCCUGUGGUGGUUAUGGCCGCGUCUUUUAGCAAUGCGGCUUACGAGAGGCUGCCUUUGGAAGAAGAUGAGAUGCAAACACCUGUUCAGGGAGGAGGUGGAGGAGGAGGAGGAGGAGGAGGAGGAGGUAGUGGUGGAAUGGGAUCUCCACCGAUGAUGGGGCAGCAACAAGCUAUGGCAGCAAUGGCGGCGGCUCAAGGGCUACCACCGAAUCUUCUUGGUUCGGUUCAGUUGCCGCCGCAACAACAGAAUGAUCAGCAGUAUUGGUCUACGGGUCGGCCACCGUAUUGAUUAGAUUGUUAUUGUUUUAUAUAUAUAUAUAUUACACAUGGAAUUGAAUAUAUAUGUAGCUAUGUAAUUAUAUAUAUGUAGCUAUUUACUAAUAGAUCUUACAUAUAUAUAAAAGCAAGCUAACAUGGAAUAUGAUUAAAGAGGAGGUUGUACGAAGUAUGAUGAGAAGAUGAAGAAGCCUUUCGGAUGGGUGUGUGGAUCAACAAUUCAGUAGAUGUUUCAGGUUCUUUCUUUGUUUUUAUUUUCUUUGGUUCAUUUUAAUUAGUGGUAGAUCUUUUUCUUAUUAUUAAUGUUUGAUUAUGUGAGGUUUAAGUUGUUUCUCUUUUUUUUUUUUAUUGAGAUUUCUUUGAUGAAUUUGAUUCUUAAUUAUGUUCGGUUUGUUUUUUUCCUUGUUUACAAAGAAUUACUUAUCCAAAUUUAAAGUA